ACCGCUAUAUUAAAAAUAACAUUCCCAGGAGUACCACUGGCGGUGACAUCCGAUGUUCGCCCCUGCUGCAGCCUGCAGGAGUAGAUACCCCACAGCAGACACCAGCGAGGCUCCUGCUGGACCCACGCUUUGCCCAGGACUGAUGAGGAUAACUAGCCCACUGUCACCUCGCCCCUGCAGUUCAAUUCGUUUUAUAUUCGUAGAGGUUAUCGUUAUAAUCAAGUUCAGUCGGUCUAAUGGCUGUUAAUUCUACCUUCCACCUACAGUUGUGCGUUUACUGUAAAACUAUAUUUUUUAGGACCGUUUGAGGUUAUUUAGACGCAGAGAUGUUGUUAUCUUCGUCAGAGUAUACGCUGCUGCGUUGCGGUGCAGCGAUACAGAGCUGCGCUUCAGUUCAGAGUCUGUCCAGCUGUCUGUCCACGCGUACCCCCCCACACAGGAAACUGAGAGAUCAGACGUCAUCAGUGCAGACGGUCAGAGUCGGCGUGGCGACGGCGUGCAGCAUCCAUACGUGCUCGGUGCAGAGCCUGCAGGCGGGUCGAGUUCUGCACAAAAUUGUGCCCUCGAACCUGCGGGGGAAGAGCAGAACCGCGCAGGACUGGCUGACGCGGCAGCUCAACGACCCCUACGUUGCCAAGGCGCGCCGCCUCAACUAUAGGGCUCGGAGCGCCUUCAAGCUGCUGGAGCUGCAGGAGAGGCUGUCGCUGCUGCGGGCGGGGGCUACGGUGCUGGAGUGCGGCGCCUCCCCAGGGGCGUGGACGCAGGUAGCCGUGCAACACUGCAACCCCGAAGACUCCCCCACGUACAAAUCAUCGUCCCCCACGGGAUGCGUGGUGGCAGUGGACCUGCAGCCCGUGUCUCCCGUCCCCGGGGCCACCUUCGUCUGUGGGGACUUCACGUCUCCAGACACCCAGCAGCGGGUGCUGCAACUCCUCCCCAAGGGGGUUGACGUGGUGCUGUCAGACAUGGCGCCCUCCGCCACGGGUAUCAAGGAACACGACCACACGCGCAUCAUGAGACUCGCCGUCUGCGCCGCGCACUUCGCUGUGCGCCACGCCACGCCGCACUCCUGCUUCCUCUGCAAGGUCUGGGCUGGUGGGGAGGUGGACAAGUUCCUGCGCCAGUUGUCGCUGCUGUACGAGGAUGCGCGCCUCGUCAAGCCCCCCAGCAGCAGGUCCAACUCUGCCGAGCUCUUCGUCUACGCCAGGGGCCUCAAGAGCUCCAACAACAACGCGGCAAACCAGCAGGACGAUAACAAAGACUAUAAUAUCACAAAGAGUCAAUAAGUGCAUAGCAGGAGCACAGAGUCGAAGAUCGUUAAUUAGAUAGCAAACGCCCGUCAAGUGGUCAUUUACUGGCGACGUCGUAAGGUAGUAAAGGCGAGAUUAAAAAAAUAAUAAGUUCGGAAUGUAGCUCAACUUGCAACCGGCUUAUACCUGCCAACACCACAGAAUAACAAAACGGGUGAAAUCUUGAAAAACUCUUUAUUAACGCAUUAUAUUAGAAUGAGAACCGUACAUUUGGUCUCGGAGCUGACAAUAUUCAAGUGAUAUCUGUUGACAGUACUUCACGCCGAAUUAUUGGCCUUGACACGCAGAGGAUGCCCAUUUACAAAGCAUCCAGACACAUGCCUGAAUAAAUAAAUUAAGGAAUGGAUAUAACAUAACAACGCCUUCAGUAAUUCUUGCCCCUGGUCUGCUCUCGCCACGCAGGCUACGUAGUCAUCAGUCGCACGAAUUAACUGGUCCUCCCUAAAUAAUUUAUGGACAUAAAAAUCGGAAUUAUAAUAUACUUGAAGCA
This is a messenger RNA of Hyalella azteca, 1800 nucleotides long. It is a transcript of the gene Mrm2, whose product is annotated as rRNA methyltransferase 2, mitochondrial. The coding region runs from base 327 to 1286 and encodes 319 amino acids. The transcript has 5 exons. Gene Ontology annotation, molecular function: rRNA (uridine-2'-O-ribose)-methyltransferase activity. Gene Ontology annotation, cellular component: mitochondrion. NCBI's taxonomy places the organism in Eukaryota, Metazoa, Arthropoda, Malacostraca, Amphipoda, Hyalellidae. Gene Ontology annotation, biological process: RNA methylation. The record is from RefSeq and is a predicted model, not a curated record.